UAUACUGUUUACAGGUGCGGAUGUGGCGUGUGAUUCUGCGUGUCACAAUGGGGAGAGACGAUUGAUUGAUCAAGUGGUUUCUUGCCAAAUCAACCAUUUUUAUCAACUGCUUUUCACUCCGUCCACGUUCUUUGUUGAUACCCUGCGAUCCCAGAAUAUCACGGGUAUCGAUGUUGGAACAUGGAUGCCCCCGAAUUCUGCAGGGGAAAGAACAAGAACCACGCAUUUCACAGUACCUGUGACUGGACCCGGUUUCUCGAAGAUUGCUGCCACUCAGUACUUGCGAAUUUUGUCCUGUUCGAAACACGGUUACCUCUACUCAGUCGAUGCCAAAAUGACGCACUCAGGGAUACCUUACGGGGAGAGCUUCUACGUGCAAAUUCACUACUGCGUUCAACGACUCGGGCCAAACUCCACGAGGCUAAUUGUGUCUGCUGAGCUUAAAUAUGUCAAAAACGUGUGGAGGUUUGUCAAAAAAUUUAUUGAAGACAUUGCGUGGUCAUCACUGGAGAAGUUUUACAAGGCCCUUGGAGAGCAAGUCCUGAACUUGAAUUCGAUGAACACGGAACAACGAAAGGUGUUGAUGUCGGUGUCACAGUUCCACGCGGCUGCGCCUUCGGAAGAAGAAGAGGCUGCAUAUUUGCAAGCUGGUAUGAGGCGCAAAUCCUUGAGCUCAACUGCACUGGACAAACUUUUAGCCAACACUGGAGAAUCGCAGAACACUGCUUCUUCGGCUGAAGAUGUGAAACAUCAGAAGCCAUCAGUUAGUCCAUCACAUUUGCUUCUUCCUGGUGUGCCACCUACUCCUCCGCCACGACGAGCUCGUUCUCGCAAUGGAUCGGCAUGCUCGACUCCUAAUGCGAAAUUCAGCAGAGCAACAAGAAAGGUACUGGGUGCAACUCCGUAUGAAAGGAAGUUGGUGAUGAGUAUGAAAGCUGAAUAUGCCAACGAAGGAACGAAACAAUCGGAUGAAGCACCAAAGGAUUUCACCAGAAAGCUUGGAAAAUACUUGAAUCCUGUUGCUGAAGUCGUCACGAAUAUUCCCCGACGUUUGCCGGACAUACAUUUAAUUUGGGUGCUCCAUUUGCUGCUUCUUGCAUCAUUGUUGACCCAGCAUUGGUCAACAAGUAUUCGACUCGCAAAUUUGGAAGAAAAGAGCUUGAUUGUAAUGGAAUCUUGUGCG
Notodromas monacha is the source of this 1183-nucleotide messenger RNA. The record is from the annotation of a GenBank genome assembly. Lineage: Eukaryota; Metazoa; Arthropoda; Ostracoda; Podocopida; Cyprididae.